UGGGCGGAGGGCGGACCGGGCUGCGCCUUCCUGCCGCUGCCGGUCAGGCCACCGGGGUCUCCCGUCUGCACCCCGACAGGGUACCCGCCAGCCAUGCCCAGCCCUCAGCACUGAGGCUACUGGCGGGGACGGAGGGGCCUGCAGGACCGUGGCGAGGCAACAGCGAGGGCAGCCGCGUCCACCAGGAGGACAUGAGCCCUUCUGAGGACACGGGGCCUGCAGAGGCAGUGGCCACGGUCAGGGGCGACCUGACGUUGAGGCUGCAAGCUGUGAGGAGACAGAGUGGACGGCCGGACCCUGACCUCCAGCGGGCACUGCGGGGCCACCUGCGCCUACUGGAGAGUGACAGCCAGGAGCUGGCCCACGUCCUAGGGGAGCUGUCGGCCAGGCUGCUGUCCAUCCACAGCGACCAGGACCAGAUCGUGGUGACCUUUAAGACGUUUGAGGAAAUCUGGAAGUUCUCCACCUACCACGCUCUCGGCUUCACACACCACUGCCUGGAGCAAAUGCUGGUGGACCAGGCCCUCUGGCUGCUGCCCCCUGGGGACGACCAGGAGGUGGCCGUGCGCGUGCAUGUGGACCCCGCUACCCUGCAGCGGACGCAAGAGAACCUGUUGGCCCUGGAAGGGCCUUUCUUUGUCCUGUGUCCUGACCACCGUGUGAGGACAAUCACUGGCCCCCCGGGGGCAGGCACGGGCCCCCAGCCCCUCAGGCGGACUUCAGGGGUCCCACAGGCAGAGACGGCCCCCGGCUCUAGCUCACCUGACAAAGAGACGGCCACCCCGGAGCCCUUGAUUCCGUUCCAUCAGUGGGCUCUCAGGGGCUCCUGGGAUCCUGGCGAUGAGCCCGAAGAUGCAGCUGCAGUGCCAGAUGUGUCCCCAAUGGCUGUGGGCCUGGCCUCCGCUGUGGCCGACUGCCAGGGUGCAGGCCCUGAAGAGCUGAGCUUCCAGGCCGGGGACUCUGUCCAGCUCCUGGGCGCCCGCAUGCCUGGCCUGCGCUGGUGUGUGGGGAGACACACAGCUUCCGGGCAGGUGGGCUUCGUGCGGACCAGCGACAUCUGCACGCAGGACUGCUUGUCUGAGCUUGAGGAGGCCAUCUUCCUGAGCGAGGAGGAACGCGCUUUCUUCAGCAGCCAGGGACACUUGCCCCAGGACGAGGCCAGCCGGUUACUGAGCAGGAUGGCAGGGCUGGACACUUGCACAGAGUACAGCAUGGACACACUCGAAGAAGCUGAACAACCUGAGGAACCAGAAAUGUCUCCCCCUGGCCUGAACCCGGAGCCACAUGAGACCCUGCAGAAGGUGAAGAACAUUCUAGAACGAUGCAAGUCCUGCCCCAGCGGCUGCGCGGAGCCGGAGUCCCGGGAUCUCCAGACCAAGAGCUACUCCACGGGCACCACGGUACCGGACACGGAGGAGCCGUGGUUCUGCCUGGCCGCCACCGACAGCUGGGCCGACCCGGAGACCCUGCACACGGAGCUGCUGGCCCUGAACGCGCCCGGGCACGAGGCCCGGUUCCUCUCCCUGCCCGGGCCGAGCCGCGCGGCCGGCGGCCGGGACGAGGAGGAGCUGGUGGGGCGGCUGGCGCAGGCACGGGCGGCCGCCAAGAAGGCCGGUCUCGCCAUGGCACUGGCCCGGCUCUGCCUCCUGCUUGGCCGGCUGUGCGUGCGCAGACUUAAGCUCUCCCAGGCCCGCGUCUACCUGGAGGAGGCCCAGGCGGCGCUGGGCGGGCGCUUCGGCGACCUGGCGCUGGUGGCAGCCGUGUACGCACACCUGGCGGCCGUACACCUGAAGCAGAAGAACCGGGAGAAGAGCGCCCAGGUGGUGCCCAAGGCGGCCGCCCUGCUGCUGGCCACGCCCGGCCUGUGGGGCGGCACGGAGGCCGAGGCCCAGCUGCUGAGGCAGGCCCUGCGGGGGGCUGUGGUGGGCCGGAGCCCCCAGGCCGAGGCCCGGGCCUGCUUCCUGCUGGCCCAGCACCACAUCCGGCUCAGGCAGCCCGAACGGGCCCUGCCCUUCCUGGAGCGGCUGCUGCUUCUGCAGCAGGCCCUGGGCAGCCCCCGCGCCUGCUGGCCCGUCCACUGCGCCCUGCUCCUGGCCGCCACCUACGGCCGCCAGUGCCUGCCAAACCUGGCGCUGAGCUGCGCCAAGGUGGCCUCGCUGCUGCCGUGGGGCUCCCUGGCCAGCACCCUGCACAGCGUGGACCUGGUCCAGCGCCACAGCCCCCGGGCCCACAGCCUGCCCACCCAGGCAGCCCGGUACCUUUGGCAGGCACUGGCGGCCGGCCCGGGCCUGGCACUGCAGGGCCUGCUCUGUGCCAGCCUGGCACGGCUGCACAGCCUCCACGGGCAGCACGGCCGGGCCGCUGUCCUCACGGUGCAGGCAGCGGAGGCCGAAGCCCAGGCUGGCGGCCUCCACGUGCUGGACUAUCUGCUGGCCCUCGCCCAGCUGCACCUGCUCCGUGGGCAGAGCCUGGUGGUCCUGGGCAUCCUGGAGGCCGUGCGGGAGACGGCCACGCCCAGCGAGGAGCAGGAGGGCGUGAUGGCCAACGUGGAGGCCAUGGCACUGCGGAGGACCGGCCGGACUCGGCAGGCGGCUGAGGGCUACUACCGCGCCCUGCGCCUGGCCAGGGCCCUGCGGCGCCCGCGCAACCAGGCCGUGGUCCUGGCCAACUUCGGGGGGCUGUGCGGGCAGGUGGGCGCGGGGCGCCUGGCCCAGCACUACCUCCUGCAGGCCGCCAGGCUGUUCUCGGGGCUGCCCGGCCAGGAGCGCGGCCCCGACCUCACCCGCGUGUUGCUGGCGCUUGGAGACCGGAGCACCCGUGGGCGCCGCCCCUGCCAGGGCAAGAGCUACUACGAGUGGGCCUUCCUGGUGGCCGUGGAGUCCAGCCAUGUGGAAUGCCAGCUGCAGGCCGUCCAGCGUCUGUGCCACUUCUACAGUGCCGUGAUGCCCAGCGAGGCCCGCAGUGUGGUAUUCCACGAGCUGCAGCUCUCCCUGGCCCGCACGCUGGCCGACAAGCGGCUGGAGGGGCGUCUGCUGGAGACCAUCAGCCAGCUCUACCUGGCACUGGGCACCGAGCGGGCCUACCGAUCGGCGCUGGACUACACCAAGCGCAGCCUGGGCGUGUUCAUCGACCUGCAGCAGAAGGAGAAGGAGGCGCAUGCCUGGAUGCAGGCCGGCAAGAUCUACUACAUCCUGCGGCAGACUGAGCUGGUGGACCUGUACCUCCAGGUGGCCCAGAACGCAGCCCUGUACACCGGAGACCCGCGGUUGGGGCUGGAGCUCUUCGAGGCGGCUGGGGACAUCUUCUUCAAUGGGGCGUGGGAGCGGGAGAAAGCUGUGUCCUUCUACCGCGAUCGGGCGCUGCCCCUGGCGGUGACCACGGGGAACCAGGAGGCGGAGCUGAGGCUAUGCAACAAGCUGGCCGUGCUGCUGGCCGAACUGGACACACCCCGCGAGGGGCUGGAGUUUGCCCACAUGGCGCUGGGGCUCAGUGUCGCCCUGGGGCACCGGCUGAACGAACGCGUGGCCUGUCACCGGCUGGGCGCGCUGCACCAGCGCCUGGGCCAGGGCGAGCUGGCUGAGCACUUCUACCUGAAGGCCCUGGCGCUGUGCAGCUCCCCUCUGCAGUCCGACGAGGAGGCGCUCUACUACGUCAAGGUUUACCAGGCGCUGGGCGACAUCAUCUUCUAUGAGCUCAAGGACCCCUUUGAUGCUGCCGGGUACUACCAGCUGGCUCUGGCUGCGGCCAUGGACCUGGGCAGCAAGAAGGCGCAAAUGAAGCUGUGCGGACGCCUGGCCACCAUCUACCACCACUUCCUGCGUGACCGUGAGGCCUCCCUCCUCUUCUACCAGAAGGCCCGGACCUUUGCGGCUGAGCUCCGUGGCCGCCGGGGCCUCUGGGCAGCCCCGCGACCCUGCGGCCGGGCACCCUGGCUGACCCAGGCCCCGCUGCUCUAAUUCCAGCAGAGUCCCCACACCCGCUCACGCUCUGGGCAGUGGGACACAUUGGCUGGACCUGGGGCCACUGGUGACCUCGCCCAGAGGCCCUAGGGUGUCUUAGGCCAGGCCCCCAC
Messenger RNA from Sorex fumeus (smoky shrew), 4072 nucleotides. RefSeq names its product SH3 domain and tetratricopeptide repeats 1 (gene SH3TC1). NCBI's taxonomy places the organism in Eukaryota, Metazoa, Chordata, Mammalia, Eulipotyphla, Soricidae. The coding region runs from base 192 to 3956 and encodes 1254 amino acids. The transcript is spliced from 17 exons. The record is from RefSeq and is a predicted model, not a curated record. Gene Ontology annotation, molecular function: protein binding.